CCAUCUCAAUCCGAAUAUUUGAACAAUAAUGAUAAAUUAAGAUAAAGGUGCGGAGGUAAUAAAGAAGAAAUCUGUUCAUGAUUAAGGUAGGAUUCACUUUGGUGGUGGAAUAAAUAAAUAAUCUGUGACUCUGUGUUCUACUUUUUUAAUACAGCAAAAAGAAAAGAAAAGGAAAAAUGAUCAUGGAACCAGUUGACCAGAUUUGCAUGCUGUUGUCCCAAAUUGGAGUGGUUCUUCUCUAGGAUCUGUAAUUGUGUGAUUCUCUUUCUCUCUCUCUCUCUUUGUGUUUGUGAAGUCACAAAUGGAGUCAGUUAAUGGCACUGGUUUAACUACUAGUUGCUAACUUUGUUUAUUUACACCAUAAACACACCAACCUUCUCAUUCAUUCAUUCAUUCAUUGUGUGUUGAUGUGUUGAGUCCUAUUCUGAUUCUAAAAACAUACAUUAUCCAAAGCUAGAAAAUUCCACUCCUUUUUAGAAAAAAAGGAGAUGCCAAAUUCAGUUUAGGCCAUUGCUCUUCAACAAAUACCAUUCCCUUUCUUCUUGUUGCCUAAAACCUUGUAGCCCCUGCAACCUUCUAACUCAUCUCUCUUUUUCUAUCUAUGUUGCUCAGAGCCUGCAAAAAAAAAAAAUUACAAAAUAGCAAAAUGAAGUUCCUUCACUCAAAGGAUCACACCACGUGUUUGUGUUUAUUCAAAGUUCUGAACUUGAGAUAAAGGGGUUGAAACUUGAAACCAAAGAGCCUGUAAUUGAUCAGAGAUGCGUGGGCUCAAGCUUACCGAGCGUUUCAAGAGCAUUCAAGUUCAUGCUCUCAGUUCUACUUCAUCUGAAACAAACGGUGGCAAUGGCAACAAAGGCUCGGAAACAAUAUGUGGUAAUAGCAGCAAGACCAAACCUCGGAACAACCUUAACAGGAACCGAAGCUUAAUACCAUCAUGGUCAAAAACCAAAUCCAGCACCAACAACAACUCAACCUCAGUAUUUGCAAACCUGAUCCCUCUUCACCUCCCUUCCACCGACACCAUUGAACCAUCCCUGGAACCUUACUUUAAGCCCAUCAAUCUUGUAGAGACCUUAUCAGAGUUCUAUCAGCGCAUGGAGUUUUGUUCACAGUCCAACAAAGCCGUAAUGUGUGUGGAACAGUGGUCUCUUUUGCGCGGCCUUGGUGAUCAGAAAAUACUUAGAAGAUGUCUCAGGACAGCAUGCCAAAAUGCUGAGGAUGUGCUCUCCAAGGCUGUGUUGUCUGCAUGGUUGAGGUUUGAGAGGAGGGAUGAUGAGCUUGUUGGUCUGUGUUCAAUGGAUUGUGGUGGUUAUGUUCUUGAGUGUCCAAAGAAGAAUUUGGAACCCGGAUUUCGCCCCUGUUCGGUUAAUGAUCACUGCCAGUGUCAACAAGAGCUAAUUAAGGAAACCUGUACUGAGGGUGUGUGUGAGUCAGAUGAGGAAAGUGAUAUUCUGUUUUGUGUUGGGAGUGAAGAAAUCAGUUGUGUCAGGUGCAGAAUUGCUGCUCUUUCAUACCCUUUUAAUGCUAUGCUCUAUGGUGGCUUUGCUGAGUCCAAAAUGAGCAAGAUUGAUUUCUCGGGAAAUGGGAUAUGUCCAAAGGGAAUGAGGGCUGUGGAGUUCUACAGCAGGACCAAAAGAUUGGACCUUUUCUGCCCAAUGACAGUUUUGGAGCUUCUGUCCUUUGCCAAUAGAUUUUGUUGUGAGGAGAUGAGUUCUGCCUGUGAUGCCCAUUUGGCUUCAAUUGUGGUGAAUGUUGAAGAUGCAUUGAUGCUUAUUGAGUAUGGAUUGGAAGAGAGAGCCACCCUUCUUGUAGUGGCUUGCUUACAAGUGUUUCUCAGGGAGCUUCCAAAUUCUCUGCAUAAUCCAAAGGUGGCAAAAAUACUGUGCAGCUGUGAGGCACAAGAAAGGUUAGCCAGUGUGGGGUGUGCCUCUUUCUUGUUAUACUACUUCCUGAGUCAAGUGGCUAUGGAGGAAAGCAUGGUGUCUAAAACAACAUUGAUGUUGCUGGAGAGAAUGGGAGAGUGUGCCACAGAAAAAUGGCAGACAGCCAUCGCAUUCCACCAAUUGGGGUGUGUGUUGGUUGAAAGGAAAGAAUACAAAGAGGCUCAGAACUGUUUUGAGGUAGCAGUUCAGGAGGGUCAUGUUUAUUCAUUGGCUGGGGUGGCCAGAACUAAGUACAAGCAGGGUCAACCAUAUUCAGCCUAUAAGUUAAUCAGUUCUCUCAUAUUUGAGCAUAAACCAGCUGGGUGGAUGUAUCAAGAGCGUGCACUAUACAAUAUGGGAAAGGAGAAGAGUUUUGACUUAGAUGUUGCAACUGAAUUGGAUCCUUCCCUUUCAUUUCCAUACAAAUAUAGAGCACUAGCAAAGGUGGAGGAGAAGCAUAUAGAGGAAGGGAUUGCAGAGCUAAAUAGGUUUAUUGGAUUUAAACUCUCCCCUGAUUGCUUAGAAUUGAGAGCGUGGUUGAAUGUUGCACUUGAGGAUUAUGACAGUGCCAUGAGAGAUAUUCGGGCAAUGCUAACCAUUGAACCGAAUUAUGUAACUUCACAUGGGAAGAUCAAAGGAGAAUACUUGCUCCAACUCGUAAACCGUGGAGUUCAGCAGAAGAGUCAGGCUGAUUGCUGGAUGCAGCUAUACCAGCAAUGGUCUUGUGUAGAUGAUAUUGGUUCUUUGGCUAUUAUACAUCAGAUGCUAGAGAAUGAGCCUGGUAAGAGCCUUCUAGAGUUUCGUCAGUCUCUACUCCUAUUGAGAUUAAACUGUCAAAAGGCUGCAAUGCACAGCUUGCGGUUGGCCAGAAACCACUCUAGCUCAAUGCAAGAGAGGCUAAUUUAUGAAGGAUGGAUCCUAUAUGACACUGGCUAUCGCGAAGAAGCUUUGGCGAGAGCUGACAGAUCCAUUGCAAUUCAGCGAUCAUUUGAAGCUUUUUUUCUAAAAGCAUAUGUGAUGGCAGAUACAACUCUGGAUCCUGAAUCUUCUUCCUUUGUUAUUCAGCUUCUAAAAGAAGCACUUAAAUGUCCUUCAGACGGUCUUCGCAAAGGACAAGCAUGGAAUAACUUGGGGAGUAUUUAUGUGGAUUGUGGUAAGCUUGAGCUUGCAAAAGAAUGCUACAAGAAUGCACUUGCAAUUAGGCACACAAGAGCUCAUCAAGGUCUAGCACGCGUUUAUCAUCAGAAAAAUCAAAGAAAAGCUGCAUAUGAUGAGAUGACCAGGCUAAUUGAGAAGGCAGAGAGCAAUGCCUCAGCAUAUGAGAAAAGAUCAGAAUACUGUGACCGCGAGAUGGCAAAGGUUGAUCUUGAUGUUGCAACUCAACUUGAUCCUUUAAGAACCUAUCCAUAUAGAUACAGAGCAGCAGUGAUGAUGGAUGAGCAAAAAGAAACUGAAGCUGUAGAAGAACUCACCAAGGCCAUCAAAUUCAAACCUGAUAUGCAAAUGCUUCACCUAAGAGCAGCAUUUUAUGAGUCAAUGGGGGACCUAUCAUCUGCUCUACAAGAUUGUCAGGCUUCUCUUUGCUUAGACCCAAACCAUGCAGGCACACUUGAUCUAUAUCGAAGGAUACGAAAGUUGAACUUCUAAUCUUUGAGUGUAUGAACAUCAGAAAGAUAAAAUGUGCAGGUCUUAUUACACAACUGAUGGGGAAUGGAGAAUUUCCAAAUGACUGAUAUUUACCAUCAGAAAUCUCGGAACAAUCAUCUUACAAUAAAGAUAGAAAGGAACGGAUGGUAUGGAUUGUGGAAACAAAAGCAAGAACCGAUACAUUUUGAAUGGAUGGAGAAAAAGAUGGACAAGUGACACUAAGUUAUUAUGUGUUAUAUUAUCGAAUAGGGAGGAUGAUUCAGGUGUAAAUCACAGGAAUUUCAGAAUAGUAAAUGCAUUGAUUUGAUAUGUAUCUCUGUGAGCCAUAUUUAUAGAAUUUGUCUCACUAUUUAAGCAUCCUCUUGUACAGUUACAGAGUUAUAAAGAGCUUCAGUCCACUUGUUUCCUGCCUUUUUCUUAAA
Molecule: messenger RNA, 3991 nt
Organism: Vigna unguiculata (cowpea)
Lineage: Eukaryota; Viridiplantae; Streptophyta; Magnoliopsida; Fabales; Fabaceae
Gene: EOL2
Product: ETO1-like 2
Biological process (GO): negative regulation of ethylene-activated signaling pathway
Molecular function (GO): protein binding
Source: RefSeq, a predicted model, not a curated record